AUGGGGCCCAGGGGGUCAGUAGCAAAGGGCCUCGGGAGGGUCAGCACCUCGGGCCACGGGGGUGUAAGCAGCACGGGGCCUGCCGGGGGUCAGCUGCACGGGGCCUGGGGGGGUCAGCUGCAUGGGGCCCAGGCGGAAACACGGUCCUGGGAGUUCAGCAGCUCGGGCCACGGGGGGGUCAGCAGCUCGGGCCACGGGGGGGUCAGCAGCAGCAGGCCCAGGGGGGUCAGUAGCACAGGGUCAGGGGGGCAGAAGCACGGGACCUGGGAGGGUCAGCAGCUCGGCCCCGGGGGGGUCAGCAGCAGCAGGCCCGGGGGGGUUAACAGCACAGGAACUGGGGUGUCAGCAGCACGGGGCCUGGAGGGGUCAGCAGCUCAGGCCACGGGCGGGUCAGCAGCAGUGGGCCCGGGGGGUCAGCUGCAUGGGGCCCGGGGGGUCAGCAGCAAUGGCCCUGGGAGGGUCAGCACCUCGGGCCACGGGGGUGUCAGCAGCAGCAGGCCCAGGGGGGUCAGCAGCACAGGGAAUGGAGGGCAGAAGCACGAGACCUGGGGGGUCAGCAGCUCGGGCCACGGGGGGGUCAGCAGCAGCAGGCCCGGGGGAGUCAGCAGCACAGGACCUCGGGGGUCAGUAGCACGUGGCCCAGGAGGGUCAGCAGCACAGGGUCUAGGGGGGUCAGCAGCACGGGGCCCGAGGGUUCAGCAGCAUAGGGCCUGGGGGGGCAGAAGCACGGGACCUGGGGGGUCAGCAGCUCGGGCCACGGGGGGGUCAGCAGCAGCAGGGCGGGGGGUUAACAGCAUAGGAACUGGGGGGGUCAGCAGCACGGGGCCUGGAGAGGUCAGCAGCUCAGGGCAUGGAGGGGUCAGCAGCUCAGGCCACGGGCGGGUCAGCAGCAGUGGACCCGGGGGGGUCAGUACCAAAGGCCCUGGGAGGGUCAGCAGCACAGGGUCUAGGGGGGUCAGCAGCACGGGGCUGGGGGUGUCAGAAGCACAGGACCUGGGGGGUCAGCCGUUCGGGCCACGGGGGGUCAGCAGCUCGGGCCACGGGGGUGUCAGCAGCACGGGGCCUGCCGGGGGUCAGCUGCAUGAGGCCCAGGAGAUUCAGCAGCACAGGGUCUGGGGGGGUCAGAAGCACGGUCCUGGGAGUACAGCAGCUCGGGCCACGGGGGGGGUCAGCAGCUCGGGCCACGGGGGGGUCAGCAGCAGCAGGCCCAGGGGGGUCAGCAGCACGGGGUCAGGGGGGGCAGAAGCACGGGACCUGGGGGGGUCAGCAGUUCGGGCCACGGGGGGUUCAGCAGCAACAGGCCCGGGGGGAGUCAGCAGCACAGGGCCUCGGGGUGUCAGUAGCACGUGGCCCAGGAGAGUCAGCAGCACAGGGUCUGGGGGGUCAGAAGCACGGGACCUGGGGGGUCAGCAGCUCGGGCCACGGGGGGGUUAG
Nyctereutes procyonoides (raccoon dog) is the source of this 1434-nucleotide messenger RNA. RefSeq lists its product as uncharacterized. The transcript is spliced from 3 exons. The coding region runs from base 1 to 1434 and encodes 477 amino acids. The record is from RefSeq and is a predicted model, not a curated record. NCBI's taxonomy places the organism in Eukaryota, Metazoa, Chordata, Mammalia, Carnivora, Canidae.